This is a messenger RNA of Thalassophryne amazonica, 15374 nucleotides long. It is a transcript of the gene rnf213b, whose product is annotated as ring finger protein 213b. The record is from RefSeq and is a predicted model, not a curated record. Gene Ontology annotation, biological process: sprouting angiogenesis; negative regulation of non-canonical Wnt signaling pathway; ubiquitin-dependent protein catabolic process. Gene Ontology annotation, molecular function: ATP hydrolysis activity; ubiquitin-protein transferase activity. Gene Ontology annotation, cellular component: membrane; cytosol; nucleolus. NCBI's taxonomy places the organism in Eukaryota, Metazoa, Chordata, Actinopteri, Batrachoidiformes, Batrachoididae.
UGCAAACAGAACAUGGAAAAGCUGCGACAGCUGGGAAAACAGAAUGCGAAAAAGCUCAGACAGCGGGGAAAACAGAAUGCAAAAAAGCUACGACAGUGGUGCAAACAGAACACGAAAAAGUUACGACAGUGGUGCAAACAGAACAUGGAAAAGCUGCGACAGCUGGGAAAACAGAAUGUGAAAAAGCUCCGACAGCGGGGCAAACAGAAUGCGAAAAAGCUAUGACAGUGGCGCAGAGAGAACACAAAAAAGCUGUGACAGUGGUGCAAGCUCAGACUCAAACAAAAAAACGCAAAGUCAACAAUAAAGUCACGCAAACGCCAAUCGUUUUUCAGCGCAACCAUGAAACACAGACUGAAAGCGUAGACUUUGUUCUGCCAAGUCAAGAAGACACCACUGAAAAAACUCAGCCUGUCCAAACUCGACUUCAUGAAGACAUUAACACCAACCCCACGGAGAAACACCCUGAUCUCACUGUUAGGUCACAGCUGCAAGAAGAAAAGACGGUUCAGACUCAGGUAAAACUGAACAGUGACGCAGACAAUAAAACUAAAGAUUGCACCACAGAGAACACAACACAAGAGACGUUUUCCAAAUGUACGGUUGACCCGCAAAAAGGAAAAGGUGUCAACCUAAAAUCCUAUGCCACAGCAGUGUCUGCAGAGGGGAAGAGUCACAAACAGCACAAUCUGGAAAAAACAGACAACAAUGCCACAACAUCUCAAAGACGUGAUCGAAGUCCAGUGAGACCUCCACCUGGUGACCCCACAUUCACCUUUCACAUCUACGCCGUGCUGGAUAAAAAGUUUCGAUUCAACCAGGAACACGACACGCUAAUGUUGUUUCAUGAAGCAGGACAUAUCCUGCUGAAAAUUACAUAUUUUGUUGGUCUACAACAGGGUGGUUAUUUGGUUGAAGCAACAUUUUCAGUUGCGGAACAGCAGCUGAGCAGAGGAGUGCAGUUGCCCUACAAGUACGGCAUAAAACAACGACACAGAGAUAUUUUUGAGACGGCUGCCAGGAGAAGGAUUUGGAUUCCUGUGGAAACAAAUGUUAAAGACUUGCAUCUUUAUGAAGGCUUCAUUGGUCGUGCCGACACCGGUUCCAUCAACUGGUUUCAAAUGAGGAUUUCUGCCAUUGGCUGGAGGAAAACAAAGGGAGUGGAGAUUUGUGAAGCUUGGCAAGCCUCAGCCAGCACGCUGCUCAACAGAAUCUUCCAGAAAUGGUCUCCACACAACAAAGAGAACACUGCAAGGUUGUGUGAGAAACUGAUGAACGUCAUGGCUAGCCUUGGUUCUGCACAUCAAAGGGUCAAUUUCCCAGAUGGAUCACAACCCCCCAUUGUCAAGGUUUCUGAGCUGAUUUCAGAGAAUUUGUUGCACAUACUGAGACAAGAGUCAAAGGGGAAAAUUCCAGGCAGCCAGAGGAAGACCAGUCCUCUUCUUCUGGGUCUGUCUGUUUUUCUGGUGUCCAGGAAUUGCAUCAUCAACCUUGGACUCAGAGGUUUGGCUGAGCUUUGUCGUCUGGUGUCUUCAGAGACCGCAGCAGACACAAAUAGCCUGAACGACAGCUUGAACGACGCUAUCGCGCAUCCACAACAUGCCGUGAUGGGUCUGAUGAACCUUUGCGCCCAAGAGAGGGUGUCGGAGCUCGUCCUGCUCGUUCCUCUGCUCCUCAGACUCAGACAGACAGGUGCUGAUGCAUCAAGAGUGGGUCCAGCAGUUGAGGAACAGAACUGGUCCGGACUCGAGGGCGUCGAGUUUAUCAAGUUCAGAGAGAACAUACGAGUCCACCCUGACAAAAGGAAGAUUGUGCUGAGUUUAAUUGAGACGCACUCAUCUACAUCUCCAGAGAUGCCUCAGGUUCUGGUCAGCUGGUCAUCUCUGGUGGCAUUUGAGGAUCUUCCUAAAUUCUCAGAAUUGACUUCGAUUCCUGCAGAACACCUUAUCCAGAGUCUUUUAUACAGGCUGAGAAAAUGUGUACAAAGGAUAAAUAAAAACGGAGCACAGGACGAUGUGAAGAAUGCUCAAAACGCAUUGGCCCAUACGCUGCUGAAGGUGGAAAAGGAGAAGGAAAGACUGAUUGAUUCCACAAAUGUCAAGCAGAUGUUCCUGACCAGCGAGAGUUUGGCAAAGAACACCUGCAGACUUGUGCGCCUCGUCCAGUGUUACCAGGCCGCGGUUCUGUCCUUCCAGCUCGUGGUGAAGAUGGCAGAGAUCGUGGAAGGUUCUCUGAAAAAACAGCACUCCCCACAGGAAGAAAAGACGUUCCAUGAAACUCUACGUGACAUGCAGCAGCAAAUCAGUCAGUGGAGAGAUGAAAUACUGGAAAAACCCCUUUUGACGCCAUCCAGCACCCUCAGCUACCCAAAGGAAAUUGAGAUGUGGGAUGCACUGUGGACGUUGGAAUUCUGUGACGGAGAAGUUUCAUCGCAGUGGAGAGUGAGACUGAAAAAAGACCUGAACAAGAGGAUUUCCAAGGCAAGCGACGUGGAUAAAAUAAUGAUCUGCUGCCAGUAUUUAUCGGCGGUAGCCAUAAGGAGAAGCCACGACACACUACAGACCUGUUAUGAGCAGUGUCAGUCUGCUAUAAGGAACAUUUGCCAGAAAGGACAUGAAGGAGAUAUAAUGCGCAGUCUGACAUCGAAAGUGCCGGAUCUCCCUGAAGUCAUCACAUCUGCUUUUGUGCUCGAGUCAGCAACACGCUUCAGAGACAAUCCUGUCGUCCAGCUGCUUGAUCCACAGUCUGCCGUUAACUACCUGCUGUCUCAAGAUUGGAAAUCAAUCCGUGUGGAUGCCACGGCAGCGCAGGUAAUCAACAACAGUACAUCGUCACUGGGAUCACUGGUGGAGUCGCUGCUUCAAGGACAUGUGCUGCUGGGACAACUACAGACCUGCCUGAAACACAAAGAACAAUUUAAGAGACUUUACCAGCAGUACAAGAAAAAGGCUCCACAUGAAGGGAUUCCUGCUGAUGCACAGUUUAUUCUGGCUCAGAGAGAAGAGGAUCUGAACUCGUUCAUGUACCAGAAACAGCAGAUGGAUACGCUGAUAAAGAUGAUUGCAAAGGUUGCAGAAAGCAUCACAGUUCCUGAGAUGUCACUUCUGGAGGAGCAGCACAACAAAGACCUGCAGACUGUGAGCUUGAACAAACUGGUUCUUGUUCAGCCCCUCGACAGUCAGGGAACAGUGAGGAAGACGGGCUCACCUCAAAUCUGGUAUAACAACAGUAUGAAUGUCUUAAAAAUGGCCAGCGAAAUGCACAAGCUCUAUCAAAGCCACCUGGUUCUGUCCUCAUGGGUCAGACGGGCUGCUGCUGUGGCAACACUGGGCCAACACAGGGUGGUCCCCGUUCUAGUAACCCUGACACAGAUCUGUGACAACAUCUGGAAGCCGCUGUUGACAUAUUUCGUUCAGACCGGUGUUGGUAUUGCAAAUGCAAGCAUCACGUUCAGGCAGCUGGAUCGGGUUUUGAUGGAGUUGGGUGACCUGGGAGAUUGGACAAUGCUGAGGAAGGAGCUGAGUCUGAUGUCAGAGAUGUUUUGCUCACAGGAGAAGUUAAACCUUGAGGCAAGUUGGAUGGACCAGAGACUUGUUCAGAUCCAGGAUUAUCUCCAUCUCUAUGAGGCGGCUGCUGCAGCCAGCGUGAUCCUGAAAAUAGCUGAGAACAUGAAACUUUCCGGGGACUUCGCUGAAAUCGAAACCCUCACUCAAAUGGAAGAAGAUACCUUUAAGGAGAGGGUUCUUGGGUCUCUUAAUGAAGACUUGUUACGUGCUAAGGACCAGCUGUCUACAGUCUCCAAGCAGCACACAGCCUGUCUGGAAGAGUUCCUCAAAAGCCAGGCUCUGGUUAGCUGGGUCAAAGAGAACCUUAAAAGUAUGAGUGACGUGAAGGUUUAUGUUGACCUAGCUUCAAUUUCUGCUGGAGAGAAUGACACAGAGAUUGACCAAGUGGCCUGUUUCCACGAUGCCGUGAUGGGCUAUGCCCCUCUGAUCUACUCCCUGUCCCCUAAAGAUGGAUUUGAGGAGUUUAUGAGCUGUGCCCAACAGGUGUGGGAUGCCCAAAUUCGAGACGAAAAGCUUCCUGACAAAUUGAGUGAUUCUACUCGUUUGCUGAGCUGGUUGAAAGGUCUGAAGGAGACCCACGGCUCUGUGGAACAGUCCUCUCUCUCCUUGGCAUCGUCUAUUAAUGCCCAUGGAGUUUACUAUGUAGGAUGGACCAAAGAAAACACAGAGAUGAGAUGCCUCGAAAACAUGGUGAUGGUCAAAGUUAAAAAGGGCAAAGAGGAGAAGAGCUACAAGCUUGAAGACCUUGUGGAGCUGCAGAACAAACUCAUGCUCAUGUCAUCGAAAGGGGAACACGGCAGGGAACAAGUCAAUCAUUUCACUGAGGUCUUUGAAGCAAUUCAGAGACUGGCUGCUGUUCUUCUUCAGAUGCAAACAUCAGGCAACAUGCUUUUCAGAGAAUGGCACACUCAGGUCCGGUGCUGCUCCCAAGAGCAGGAACCAUGCAUCAGAAUAGUCUUUUUAUCCCUGAAUGGUAAAGAGUUGGUGUUCCACGGCGAAGUGAUGGAGCAGCUUCGGAAGGUGGCACACUCCAUGGAAGCCUGCCACAAAGAAUGGCGUUCUUUCAUCAGUGAGAUGCGCUCUGAGUUCAGCUUGCUGAAUCACUACUCCUCAGAGCAGAUGGUGUACAUGUGCCACUGGAUCCACAGAGUGUGUGAACGGCAGGCCUCAGUUCCUCAACAACUGUGGCAUUUACUUUACCCUAUAAAACCUCAUUGCACCUUAACAGAUAUCAGAGCCAAUUAUGCUGAAGCGACAAAAGUCACUUUAGUUCCCAAGCUUCAGAAUGAUGCAUCAAAUGAUGACUAUCAGGAUGAUGAUGAUGAUGACGAUCAAUAUUUUGAACCUACUACAGAUGUAACUGAUCCAACAUGGCACAGCAUGAACUUUGAAAAGGUUGAGGACUUGAUUGAGUUUUCCUCAGAGGAUGAAGAUGCUGUUAUGGAGUACUCACCGCUGAGUCAGUGCAACCGUUCAGCGAGGGCAGAAGACGAAAGUCUUGAGAACCUCUGGCAGCGCUUCAAAGAGAACAUGUCACAGUUCCUCGAUGAGUGUUUGGACAUACCAACUCUUGCCAAGUUUCUCUUAUGCCUCUCUGACAUCACCCAGCAGCACAUGAUAAGAAACCUUCCACCUGUUCUUCAGGAAGGAAAGCCCAACCUCGUUCUUUGUUCUAGUGCUGAGGUUUUUACUACCCUCCUGUCUUUUUACAUGGAGAGUCCAGAGCAGCCGCUGCCAUCGACUGAUGAGGUGCUGGUCUGCAGAGAGGAGACCACGGAGGAGGAAGUAGAGAUUUUUCUCCGUCGAGCUCUGAGUCAAGGCUCCAGACUACACCUGCAGAAGAUACAUUCUCUUGUCAAUCCGGGUCUGUUGAGCUAUGAUGUCAGUGUGACAUUGGGAGAGCUUUUUGAGCUCUUUGAGAAAAAUGCCAACCCACAAUAUCGUUUGGUGAUAGUCAGUCCAACUGAGCAGCAGCACAGAUAUGUACCGUCUUUCUUCAGCAGUGACAAAGUCCAGGCGGGUGUGAGUAUAGAACCUGAGACAGCCAAGAAAUAUCUACGCCAUCACUUCACACAAAACACACCCCCACAAAACCCUGUUGGGUUGAUUUCACCGAAUCAACUGUCCGUCUGGGUGGUGUCAUCAUUACGGCCCGCCGUUGGGAAAUCCCUUUAUGUGGAUCGUUUGUUUGAGAAGUUCAAGCGGAAUUCUCCGCAGGCAAACCGUAUCAGGAUACGAUUGAUUGAGCCAUGCAUUGAUGUAGACGCCUUGAUUAAGAUUCUGUCAGAUAAACUGGUCCCGCUGACAGAGGAGGACCCCGUUCUCCUACAUAUCGACACUGCUGGUGUUUGCUCUGGUUUAGACGAGUUCCUUUUCUGUUUGUUAGUUCUCGGCUGUUUGAGUGACAGCCAGGGGAUGCUGUGGAGAAGAAACGCAGCUCACCUGAUCACCAUUGAGGUCCUGAGACCACAUACGUCUUCGCAAAGCCAAGGAAAGCAGCUAAGGCUUGGACUUUUUGAUGUUCUGCCUACCAUUCUUUGUAGACCUCCAAAAGAGGUGAAGCAGUUGUUGGCGAGUAGAUGGAUGUCAACCAAAAGGAUCCUUGACCCCAACAUGGAUGAUCAGGAGUUUUGCAGUGAGGGCAUUCAAAGGCCGUGUCAGUACUUGAAGCUUUACAACAAAAGGCAGAGUCUAGAUAAUUUUAAGUACAAGGAAGGUUCUGGAAUUGAGGAUCCCAUUGAUUGUCUCGACCACCUUCUGUCAAACUGUGGAAUGCAAAAUCCAUCUUGGGCUGAACUGAAAAACUUCUCUUGUUUCCUUAAUGUGCAACUGAAAGACUGUGAGAACUCAAUUUUCUGUGAUCCUAAUUUUCUGGGUGAUCACCUGCCUGGUUUCAAGAACUUCAUUGUGAAAUUCAUGAUCCUGAUGGCAAGAGAUUUUGCAUCACCGUCUCUGAACACUUCAGAUGAAAGCCCUUUGCACAUUGGUGACAUCCAAGAGGAUGACCUUCUUGCUCGUCUGACAAUUCGGAAACAUUGGGAAAAUGAGCCCCAUCCGUACAUUUUCUUUAAUGCUGACCGAUCCUCAAUGUCUUUUCUUGGCUUUGAUGUGAAGCAAAAUCCAAGAACAAACAGACUCAGUGCAGUUGAUUCACACACUAAUGAGAUCCUGAUAGAAGAUGUGAUGACAGACAAACUUUAUCAAGGAUUAGAGCGCCAGGGGAUAUCUCUCUGUGAGGACUUUGAUCUGCUGUCCCGACCAGACAAAAUCAGAAGGAUAUCAUAUGUUGUUGGUGCAAAGAAAGGAAUGAUGAAAGGAGGAUUUGAUCCAGAUCCAACAUACGAGCUUACUGCAGACAAUGUUAUGAAAAUGCUGGCUAUACACAUGAGAUUCCGGUGUGGAAUUCCUGUGGUUAUCAUGGGCGAAACUGGCUGUGGAAAAACCAGAUUAGUCCGUUUCCUGUGUGCUCUGCAACGUGAAGGAAAACCAGUGGAGAACAUGGUACUUGUCAAAGUUCAUGGAGGGACUACAGCUGAGGUGAUCUACAGGAAGGUGAGGGAGGCAGAGGUACUUGCUCAGAAGAACCUCGAGAUGCAUAACCUGGACACCAUUUUGUUUUUUGACGAGGCCAACACCACAGAGUCCAUUUUUGCUGUCAAAGAAGUCUUAUGCGAUCGAUCAGUCGAAGGCGAGUCUCUGAAGGCAGGCAGUGGCUUGAAGAUAAUAGCUGCAUGCAAUCCUUACAGGAAGCAUUCGCCUGAGAUGGUGAAGCAUUUGGAGCGUGCAGGCUUAGGUUACAGAGUGAGAGCAGAUGAAACACAAGACCGCCUCGGUAAAGUCCCCCUGAGGCAGCUGGUGUACCGAGUUCAUCCUUUACCGCCAAGCAUUGCUUCUUUGGUGUGGGACUUUGGUCAGUUGAAUGAUUUAACUGAACUUUCCUACAUCAAACAGAUAGUCCAAAAAAAAGUUGACGAAUACUAUUUGCCGGUGAGCUGCACAAGCAUAAUUUCAAAUGUACUGGCAGCUUCCCAGAAAUACAUGCGGAGCCGGAAAAAUGAAUGCAGCUUUGUGAGUCUCAGAGAUGUGGAGAGGUCCAUGAAAGUCCUAGUUUGGUUUUACCAGCACAGUGGAAUCUUGUUUCCCAGCCGUCAGCUCACCGAAGCUCAGAAAACAAUUAAGUGUUUGAUUCUUGCAGUGGGAGUUUGCUACUAUCCAUCUCUGGUGUCAAAAGAAGAGUAUCUCUCUGAAAUUAGUACACACUUUCCAGACGCCCUUCACUCUCCUUCAGCAUUGCAAGAAGAAAUUUCAUCAUGUCAAGACUUUUUCCUUGAGAACAUACAAACAAGGGAAACCAUAGCCAAAAAUGUAGCCUUGAAGGAAAAUGUUUUUCUCAUGGUGGUUUGCACUGAGCUCAGAAUCCCUCUUUUUUUGGUUGGUAAGCCAGGCAGCUCGAAGUCGCUUGCUAAAACCGUGGUUGCCGAUGCCAUGCAGGGCCAGAACUCCCACUGUGAAGUAUUCAGGAAGCUCAAGCAGGUUCAUAUGGUUUCCUUCCAGUGCAGUCCUCACUCAAGUCCUGAGGGCAUUAUAGGGACCUUUAGAAACUGCGCUAGGUUUCAGAAGGACAAAAACAUGGAUGAAUAUGUAUCAGUAGUGGUGCUUGAUGAGAUAGGGUUAGCAGAAGAUUCCCCUCAGAUGCCUCUGAAGACACUUCAUCCUCUCUUGGAAGAUGGUUGCAUUGACAACGACAAGCCAGAUCCACAUAUGAAGGUUGGCUUUGUCGGCAUCUCCAAUUGGGCGCUUGACCCAGCAAAGAUGAACAGAGGAAUAUUUGUUUCCAGAUGGGAUCCUAGUGAGGAUGAGCUUGUAGAAACUGCCAAGGGAAUUUGUUCAUCUUCUAACCAAGUUCUCUUGAAAAUCAAGCACCUCUUCCCACCUCUGGCUAAGGCCUUCUUGAGCAUCUGCAAUGAGACAUCAAAGAAUCAGUUCUUUGGUUUAAGGGAUUAUUAUGGCCUUGUCAAAAUGCUCUUUGCUACAGUCAAAUCCUCACAACAAGAACCAGAUGACAGACAGCUGGUGGAGGCCAUUUUGCGUAACUUCAGUGGACAACCAGAGGAUUUCGAUCCUGUCAUGUUUUUCCAGGAUGUUCUACAAAAUCUUACAGAAAUUCCAAGGCCAAGCACCUUGCAAAUGGUGGCAAAGAAUCUUGAUCAAAAUAACAGCCAGGAAAGUCGUUAUCUUCUUUUGUUGACUGUCAACAAUGCAGCUCUUCAUAUUCUUCAGCAACAUAUCUUUGCCAAAGGAGACUGUUCAUCCCCUGAAAUUGUCUUCGGCUCAGGGUUCCCGAAGGACCAGGAAUAUGCUCAGGUCUGCCGCAACGUGAACCGAGUGAAAACAUGCAUGGAGACUGGGCGUACUGUCAUCCUUCUCAACAUGCAAAACCUGUAUGAAAGUCUGUAUGAUGCCUUGAACCAGUACUACGUCUACCUCAGUAAGCAGCAGUAUGUGGAUCUGGGUCUUGGAUCCCACAGAGUGAAAUGUCGCGUCCACACAAACUUCAGACUGGUGGUAGUAGAGGACCAGAAGAAGGUCUAUGAGCACUUUCCAGUGCCCCUCAUCAACAGGCUUGAGAAACACAGAGUGAACAGGAGUACGGAUCUGACACUGUGGCAACAUGAGGUUCUCCAGAAACUGAAAGAGUGGGUGAAGGACUUCUCAGGUGAGGCCUCAGACGAUUUCGCCCUGUCUGAUGUUUUUGUUGGCUUCCAUGGUGAUGCGUGUGCCAGUGCUCUCUUACAAGCACUAGAAAGGAGAACACAAAAAGUAAAGAAUGAUGAAGUAAGACAGCAGCAACAGAGUGAAAAAGAGGAAUUGUUGGAAAAAGUUGACGAAACACCGGAGUUGGAUUCUACCACCAAUAAAAAGACAUCUGAUGAGGAAGAAGCCUGCCACCUGGCUGAGGCAAUGGACAUAAAUAUUGCUGGAAAAGACCAAGAAAUGGCUUCAGAUGGAAAAAUUAAUGAUGAAACUGUUGCUAAUGACACAAGAAUGAAGUGCAUACCAAACAAAACAGAAGAACCAAUGGAAACAGAAAACUCUGAGUCUGCUGAGGAAAACGAAGAGGAAGAAGUCUUUGAAAUAGCCAAAUGUCUCUUCUUGAACUGUGCAACUCCAGACUCUGUGAUGAGGUUAAAGUAUUCUGAUUUAGCCAAACAGGAGAAAUAUGGACUCCAGAGAAUGUAUUUCCACCAACAGCAUCAUCACUCAGUCCAAGAUUUCCUCAAAGAUUGCCUGAAGAAGCAUCAAGGCUCCAGUAUGUUUCUCGAGAUAACUACAUUCUCCAGCUUGUUAACCAGAUCAGAUGUCAGGGUUGUGGCUCAGGCUCUGCAGCUGCAAACACAUGCAAUCAUGCUGCUGUCCCUACACCAGUUUGACACAGAGGUGUCCUUCUGCAGCAAAAUAAGGGGCUUUCUUCAGGAUUCGGGUCAAUCCCUGAACAUUCUGUUAAUUCAGAUGGAUCUUGAGGAAUCCCACUGCAGUGACGAGCUCAUAGCAUCAGCAAAGUAUUGCACCAUGAAUUAUGUGAUGUCACAGGAUGAUCAGACCUGCUGGGUGAUUUUUAUUGUGAAGGUUUCCAGGAUCCCCAGUCAGUCUCAGUACAUCGGUUUCCAAGGAGGCUUGUGGCAGUCGGUACACAUUGAUGACCUGAGGGAUUCAGAGGACAUGAGCACCAACCUUCUAGUUUUCUGUGGAACUCUUAUUAGUGAUCUACUCCGGCCUGAGCCAUCAGCAGGAGAACAACAUGCAGAUGGACAAACAAUGGCGAAAAGACAAGACUCUGUGGCAGAUGUGGUCCACCUGCACAGUUUAUCUUUAGUGAUGUCCUGCAUCCAUAAAGCUGUGGGUUUGCUGAGGGACCCUGAGGGAGUGACAUCACGAAGCAUGCAAAGGAUGCACAUCCUUCUGACGCUUCUGAGAAAGAAUCAGGGACACAUCGGAGCUCGCUUUCAGGAGGUGUUGCUGGCCAGGGUGGCAAAGGUUUUGGCUCAGAGGGAAGGAAGGAUGCCCUCGCCUCAGGAGUGGGUGAACCAAGAAGCUAAGAAACGCCAGGCUCUGCAGGAGGGAGGAACUCUGAGGCACACAUUGUGGCGCCACCUUCAGUCCAUUGUGACUCCGAUCUUGGCGAGUAUGUUGGAGGUUCUGGACAGGUAUGCCGGUCUGGACUUGCUCUCUGAUGACAGGCUCAGCGUUGGCCUUGUGGGGCUAUGGUUGGACAUUCUGGCAGACACACAGAUUUUAGACCUAACACCUCUCCAGAACUCAAGUUUGACUGACCAGGAGGUGCUCGUGAGCCACUUCUUCAUGUUGAAUGGUGAAGAAGAACCAAGUGCUGCCCCCUUCAGCUGGCUCAUCGAGAUGAACCUUAAAAGUUUGUGGGAAGAAUCUGAAUUUAUUCCAGCGACCAGAGAGGACGCCACAGAGCGUAUUCUCCAGUUUGUGAACACCUUCAGCAACAGCAGGUUGGGUCGCUUCCUUGAAAAACUCUCAUGCGAUGAGCAGCUAGAAUAUGGUCUCCAUUUUCUACAAGACGUUUUGCUUCUGUCUCUGAAGCUCGAGUCAAAGAAUGAACUUCGGGUGUUCACCGGGGCCUUGCUGGGUUGUGUGUCUGAGCUUCAGAAGUCCACGGGCAGUGUCUCUGAGCUUUCUCCUGCCUGGGUGAUGGCUGCCGCCAAAUAUUUCGCCCCCCGACUGGAGACACUACAUCACGUAUUACUACUGCAGCCGCAGCUCACUGCUGAUAUCUUUCAGCAGGGGUCAACGAGGGAACCUGCUGAAAUGGUCGAGGACAUUUUAGCUCUUGGCCUGUGUGUUGAGCAGACAAAGAUACUGACUGUGGCGUCCCUUCAGGAGUGUGAGUCGUUUGUGCGCAGAGUGGAGUUUCUGCAGCCGUGUUUCCAUAGAGCCUUUGGCCAGAAGUACAGCGCCCUCUGCAGCCCUGGAUGUCUACAAACUCUGGACUGCAUCAGAUCACUGUGGCACGGCGUGCUGGUUGGUUCGCUGUUCGUCCAACAUGUCGUUUUUAAGGUUGCUCCAAGAGACUCGAGGCUGAAAGAGGUGGCUCUGAGACACUGCAGCUUGCUCCUGAAUCUGAUGCAGGAAUCGUCUGUGAUAAGGAACCUGAACACGCUGCAGCAGCUGAUCCGCAUCCUGAACUCUUUUCACAACGAGUCCCUCAGCAGAGACCUGAGGUUUGGCAUUACUUGUCCAGUGUGCCUGUUGGAGCUCACCGAGCCAUCUGUCCUGCCCUGUCAGCACGUCAUUUGUCUGUCUUGUCUCCAAUUGUGUAUUCACCAGCAAAGACAUUUCUGUCCUAAAUGUAGAGCUGUACUACCAGCCGACUACCAGCCGACUGUUUCUCACGCCGUCAAGGUGGCGCUGGAGCAGCAGGCGGCAGUCCGGCGGUGCUGUAACACCUUCUUCCUGGAGGUCGUGUCCCGGUUCUGUCUGUGUGAGGGCCAGAAGCCUGCUGACGGCGUUGUGGAGCUGCUCUUCUCAUUACUCGUCUCCGCUAACGGAAACGUGUACAGGACGAGAGAACUCACGCCAUUCCUGGAAUGUGUGGAUAACAGUCCAGUGGUCCGAUCCGUGCUGCCCAAACUCCUGUUACAGUACAGUUUCAACCAGGUGAAGGUUCACAUUCAGACCUACCUGAAGGAUCUGGAGGAGAAUCUUUUGGACUCAGAAGACCGAUCUGAACUCUACCUACUGUUUGUUAACUGUUUCCAGGACUCUCUUUUGUGCUCGGAUGUGGAGCAGCAGAGAGAGACCCAGGUUCGAUUCCUGAGCAGGAUGGCCCGGAAACAGACUCCAGACAAACAAGAAGAUCCUGCGGAGUUCCUGCUGAGUUUCGCCAGACUACGACUAUGUCUGAGCACCGCGGCUCGUCUACUACAGAAAACCACAGCUCAGAUGCACGAGGAGGCUGAUGAGUUCCUGCUGCAGGUGAAGGCGGUGUGCAGUUACUCUGGAAACGAUUGGCUCAGAGUGUUCCUGGUCCGAGCCCUCCACAGACUCUCUGGUUUGGACUCCAUCCUGGCCCUGAUGAACAGUCCUUCCUGGAGCUGGAUCUUCCCGUCAGAACUCCUUCGACUUCAGAGGAUGAUUCCAGUCCAAAUGGAUCCGUUCCUAUGCUGUGGGCCACUGUACCGGACCCUGAGGAACGCUGUGGGCAAGGUUCUGUUGGAAAACAGAACAGACAUCCUUAAAACACAAAUAAAGAAGUUGAAGGGUUCUCAGUCUGGCCUCCUGGGUCUGGUCCUGUUCCGACAGGUGACCUGCCGCUACAGAUCACCUGACAGCCUGCAUCCUUCCACAGAGGAGAUAACGAGACUGGACCAGGUCCUGGAAACCAUCAGGUCCGAGGAGUUGAAAGAGUUUUGUUCUGCCCUUCUGUCCAAUCACAUCGGUGGACCCAACUCACCUCUGCAUCUGGACCCUGGUCUUCCUGCUGACACUCGGACCCUGCUGGAGCUGCUGGUCCAUCUGGACUUUGUGCUCCUCACUGGGAACCCCCUCCUGGUUCCUCUCUACCACAUCGCCUUUCAGCCUGAGAAUGUUACACACUCCUUUCUGCCCACCAUGCCUGAUGAUCACACCGGUGAGGCCCGACAGUGGCUGAGUGAUAAGAAGUUGGUGAUGUACUACUGUGCCAAAGGUCACGCCUGCUUUGUUGGAGAGUGUGGGAGACCCAUGGUCGUAUCCAAAUGUCCUGACUGUGGAUCUCAAAUUGGGGGUCAGAGUCACAACCCGGUCCACGGAUUUACAAAACACACAGAAGGCAGGGUUAGAGACCAGACUCGGACCGGACAUGUGCUUGGAGAAGCUCAUCAGCGGUCUGAAGCUCCUGACCGCCAGCUGACACACGCUCAGUCCUGCAUCCUGCGGCUCCUAACGCACCUUGCUAUGCUGCAGGGUGCCAUCAGAAACACCAGAGGAGUCGGUGAUAUGAUCCACCCGAGGACGCCGGAUGUUUUUACGUUCUUGUGGAACCACCUCAAAAUGGACCUGAACGUUUUGGGGCAGAUGCUGGAUCAGAACAUGGACAACACGGCGCUUAUCGUUCAUAUGAUUCUCAACACCUGCACAACAUGUUCCCACCAUGCGAGAGGAGAUCUGUCCUCUAGACAGGAACGGCAAAACUGGGAGAAGCAAGUCUGUGAUUCUGCUGUUAAUCCAAUCCUGCAAAACAUGUCGAAGCAUCUCGCUGAAGCCCAGGAGAGAAUCUCCACCGACGAUGGUCUUGUUGGCAGCCCCUUAAUGACUCUGCUUUUCGGGGAUCCAGGAACUAUGUUGUCCCUUCCUUCCGACUGUCCAACACAUCGCUCGUCCUUCUGGACUCUACCCGAGACAAUGACGGUGGCGCGUUUCUCUCAGUUGGUGGGAGAAUCACAGAAUUGCGGCUCUUUACCGCUGCUCACCCUCUUCCUUCAGAAGAUACGCUGUGUGAGACAGUUACAUCAUCUGCCCGAGCUGGCUGCUCUGCAGUCGGACCUGCUGAGGGUUUUCCCAACAGAUCCCACAUCCGAGACGAUUUCACAGACAUUACAGCAGAUCCCAGCAGGGUACCAGAAGAACACACUGCUCGGCAGAGUGAAACGAUUCAUGACUGUGUGGAACUACCUCCGAUCAGAGGUGGCAAACAACUCUGCAGGUUUGGGUAUAGACGUCAGCCUGUGUGGAAAAGAGCUGACAACUGAGAGCUCUGGAGCAUUCCUGACACCGUGUAGACAUGGACCUGGAUCAUGUCUUGGAACGCUGGUGGAAUUCCUGUCUGAUACUCAAAACAUCCUGGUGAGAGAAUCCAGGAAACUGAGUCGCCAAGAGGACAGUGAAUACAGCGUUCCGUUAGAGGGGAUAUCAGAUACCCAGCUCACCGUGUGCCAUCCAGAGAGAGAGCUGAUCCCGCUGGUUUUAGCCCACUGCCACUACACCCUGAAGAAAGGUUGUGAGACAGACAGCACUUAUGAUCUGCCGGGGAUUCAAACCCAGCUGGCCCGUCGCUUCCUGUCUGGGAAGCCACUUAUCCAGACGGACACCUCGAGGUACUUGAACAGAAGCCUACAAGAUUUUUCUGUGGUUCUAAAUGAAGUCAGAGAGAAGAUUCCUCAGGAACCCCUGAAGGGUUCAGUGAGUGGCACCAUGAGGACGGUGCUGCGAUCAUACACCGAUGUUUGUGAUGCCGUGUUUGUGGUGGAGAUUGGUCUUCGCUUCCUUGGCAAGACAGGAGGGCAUCCUCAAGACCAACUUUUGUCCUACCUCACUGAGUCUCUGCAGAUGCGUUCACAGAUUUCCAGAACUGUAGCCAAGUGUCUUGGAGAGAGCAAAUUGGAGCAGUGCAUUUCCACCUGGCAACUCCUGGCCUGUUGGAAAUCUGAGCUAAUACUAACCAGAAAGCAAGAUCCAUUUCAGAGGAUUCCGUCUGACUUCCAGCAGAAACUGUCUGAGGAGGAGAGGAAAGCGCUGAAGAUGUUCCUCGCAGUCACAGAUGUUGAAAGUUUCUCCGUGGAGCUGCAUGAAAUUUUGCUGCUGAAGACGAGCCGCUCCGUUCCAGAGCAGGGUUACGAACCGCACUGGGACAUCAGGUCCACUUUAGAGGUCCAUUUGGAGCAGAAAGAGCUUCCACCUCUGCUGGGUCUCGACUCCUUUCCAGAAGACAUCACCUUAGCAAAAGCAGCUGACGUGUGGAAGGUGGCUGUGCAAUUUAAAAGGCGAUAAACAUUUUUGCAGGCUGCAGAAUUGUUUUAUUUUUAA